AUGGAGGAUCUCGCUGUGCAUGGGAGCUUUGCCGAUAAGAGUGGAAGCGCGUCGAUCGCUGGGAGUAGAGUCUGGAGCACAGCGCUGUGCCCCUCUCUCAUGGUGGCGUUUUGCCAUAUCCUCUUCGACCCCACGGCCUGA
Messenger RNA from Parastagonospora nodorum SN15, 141 nucleotides. RefSeq lists its product as hypothetical. NCBI's taxonomy places the organism in Eukaryota, Fungi, Ascomycota, Dothideomycetes, Pleosporales, Phaeosphaeriaceae. The record is from RefSeq and is a predicted model, not a curated record. The coding region runs from base 1 to 141 and encodes 46 amino acids. The transcript is spliced from 2 exons.